CCCGCCGCCCGGCCCCGAGCCCGCGGGCAGCGCCAUGGCGGCCGCCGCGCCCGUGGAGCCGCCGCGCGUGGGCUGCAGCUACCAGGCGGUGAUGCCGCCCUGCGCCGGCCUGGGCCCCGAGCUCCCGCAGCCCGCGCGGCCCGCCCGCCCCGCCCGCGGCAAGGCCCGGCUGCGGCGGCCCCGCCAGUCCCGCUUCAAGACGCAGCCGGUGACCUUCGACGAGAUCCAGGAGGUGGAGGAGGAGGGCGCGUCCCCGCUGGAGGAGGAGAAGGCGCGGCGCUCGUUCCUGCAGAGCCUGGAGUGCCUGCGCCGCAGCACGCAGAGCCUGUCGCUGCAGAGGGAGCCGCUGGGCGCCUGCAGGCUCCGCAACAGCCUGGACUCCAGCGACUCGGACUCGGCCGUGUGACGGCGGGGGCCGCGGGGCGGGGGGGCGCUCCGCCGCCGCUGCCCGCACGGACGCUCGCUCGGACGGACGCACGGACGGCGCGAAGGGCGUGUGCGGGGGGCGCCCGCCGCAGCCCGCAGCCCACAGCCCGGCCCCGCGCCCCGCGCCCCGCGCGCCCGCCGCACGCACCGUCGGAGCUGCCGGGCGCGGACGGGCCGGGCGCCGCGGGACGGAUAUUUAUUUUUGCAUCACGGCGGCGGACGGCGCUGACGCCACGACCUUCGUCCCGGGGCCGGUCCGGGGGCUCCCGAGCCGAGACGAAUAAAGUCCGUCUAUUUGCAGGCCGCGUUCCUCCAAGCUCUUGACUCCUCCAAGCCUCGGGGCGCAGGCUCAGGACGCGGGAGCGGGACGGGGGGCGCCCGGGCGGGCAGCGCUGGGGCGGCUCCGACCUCCCGUCCCCGGACCGACCCGGCCGCGCCCAGGCUGCGCGGGGCCAUCGCCGCCCCCGGGGGUCCGCUCGCGGGGAGCGCUCCUGCCCCCCCCCGCCCGAGCCCCGGAGCCCUGCGCCCGCGGGGGGAAGGCCGGCGCGGUGCGGACCGAGGGGCGCCUCCUUCCUCGGUGCAGGCGGCCCGUCGGGGGCCUCCGCGGAGGGCUCGGUUCGCGCUGACCCAGGGGUGCGCGGGGCCCCGGGCGCUGCCCCCCGCACGUUGCCCCCCGCAGCCCCCGCACGGCGCCCCCCGCCGUCCCCGCCGUCUCCCCACGCCCCGAGUGCACAGACGACAAAACAAACCUGGGGGAGAGGCCUCCAGGUGGGACGCCCCAGCGCGCCCAGGGGCCGGCCCCGCGCGAGCCCCACCCCGGCCGCAGUGUGGACGCCGGCACCUGGGCGCGGCACCCGAAGGCCCCCCCUGAGCGGCACCUCCCCCAGCGCCGGCCCCGCAGAAAACGGGGGCACAGGGAGGGAAGCAAAGGAGCCACAACGGGCGGGCGCCAGGGCUAGGUCUGCGCCCCCCCCCCCGUCCCGCCCCAGGUGCCCCUGCUGGGGGGCCGGACCCACCGCCCCUUACCUGCAAGGCCGCGGCCUGGCGCAGCCGAGACUCAGCCUCUGCAGCUGCCAAGGCCCGGCUGCUCUGUUCCUUGGGGUGCGAGGAAGGGGGUGACGCCCAGAACCCUCGACCCUAGUCUAUUCCCUCGUCCCUCUCCCCUGUCCACUGUCCCGCUCCUGCCGUGUAAGUGGCGGGUGCCCGAGCCUUCCCGGGGCGGCCUGGGGGCUUCACCUCCCUCAUGCCUGGGAUCCCAGCCCCGUCCCGGCAGCGGGGAGCCUCCUCCACUGCCCUCCUGCACCCCCGGCCGCAGGGCUCCCCGGGCCCCGCCCAUGUCCAGGGACUGCUUGGCACAGCGUCCGGCGGCAUCUGAUCACCCCAGUUUCUGUGUAGCCUCCGGUCGGGCCCAGCCCCCGGUUGGUGCUUCCAAAAUCAUAUAAAGAGUUAAAAUCAAUAAAGAGGCAGUGAGGAAGGGCGAUGCCCACCUUGCGUAGUCCUACUUUGCUUUA
Molecule: messenger RNA, 1937 nt
Organism: Nyctereutes procyonoides (raccoon dog)
Lineage: Eukaryota; Metazoa; Chordata; Mammalia; Carnivora; Canidae
Gene: CUNH11orf96
Product: chromosome unknown C11orf96 homolog
Exons: 1
Coding region: 35-406 (123 amino acids)
Source: RefSeq, a predicted model, not a curated record